AUGGCAGCUCCCCGCGAACAGCCUCCAUGGCAGCAGCCAGCACCCCACCAAGGGCUACAGCGAGAACUACCACCGCUAAAGAUUUGGAAUUCGCUGACCAGGUCGAAGACUCCGUUUGUGCCUCUGGACCCCGAAGGAAAGAAGGUAACCUGGUACGCUUGCGGUCCUACAGUGUACGAUGAUGCGCAUCUUGGGCACGCGCGCAACUAUGUCAGCGCAGACAUUGUCCGGCGCAUCCUCAGGGACUACUUUAAAUUCGAUAUCAACUAUAUAAUGAAUAUAACAGAUGUGGAUGAUAAGAUUAUCACUAGAGGUAGACAGCAGCAUCUAUACAAACAGUUCAGUGCCGAGCACCCAUCAAUGGAUCAAGAGCUCUUGGAUACCGCCAAAGCUGCCUAUGGAGCUUAUAUCACCAAGAAUCUCCCACUAGUACCAGUAUCGACGCCCACACAUGAGUUCAAAGAUACUGCUGAGAAUGUAUAUGCGGCCGUGCUUGACGGGAAGCCCCUUGAAGGCAAUUCAAAAGCAGGCGAACCAGAGGCUAAAGUUAAAAUGUAUAUAAAGACACUGUCUGUCGCUGCUGAGGCGCUUACGGUAGCUUCAACUCCCGAUGGCAACAUAUCGGUAACUACCUUCUACGACAAGACCCAGGAUAUACUAUACCCUUACCUUGACACGCUUAAAGGAUCAUCCAUCCCAGGCUCUGACCAUUCGAUAUUUACCCGCCUGACUAGAGAGUAUGAAGAUCGAUUUAUGAAGGAUGUACGAGAUCUCAAUGUCUUGGAUCCUGACGAAAUCACCCGAGUGACGGAAUUCAUGCCUGAGAUAGUAAGUUUUGUGGAGCGCAUAAUCGAUCAUAAGUUUGGAUAUGUGACUCCCGACGGGUCUGUAUAUUUUGAUAUUGAAAGUUUCGAAGCUGCUGGAAAUAACUAUGCUAGACUCGAGCCUUGGAACCGGAAUGAUGCCAAUUUACAGUCGGAAGGAGAAGGGUCUCUGUCUAACAAACAAGCUGAAAAGAAGUCUUCUGCUGACUUUGCUCUCUGGAAAGCCUCAAAAGCAGGAGAGCCAAGCUGGCCCAGUCCAUGGGGAAACGGCCGCCCUGGCUGGCACAUUGAGUGUUCCGCAAUGGCCUCUUCCCGACUUGGAAAGCAGAUGGACAUCCAUUCCGGUGGUAUUGACCUUGCAUUCCCCCAUCAUGACAAUGAGAUUGCUCAAAGUGAAGCAUAUUGGAGCCCGACUUGCUCACAUGUGCAAUGGGUUAACUACUUCAUCCAUAUGGGGCAUUUGUCCAUUCAGGGGUCAAAGAUGUCAAAAUCACUGAAGAACUUCACUACUAUCAGAGAUGCCCUUCAAAGAGGCGAUUGGACACCCAGGAGCCUCCGCAUCGUGUUUCUACUCGGUGGCUGGAGAGACGGUAUUGAAAUUACGGAAGAGAUUGUAAAAGCUGGCAACGCCUGGGAGGAAAAGGUGAACAACUUCUUUAUCAGAGUCAAGGACCCAUCGGUCAAGCUUCCUGAAACUACCCAAGACGAAGAGCUCCCUGCCGCUCUGAAGGCUGCUCAAGACAACGUUCACAAGCACUUAUGCGACUCGUUCAAUACGGCUGGCGCCAUGUAUGCCAUUUCGGAGCUGAUCACCAAGUUCAACAACACAAAUGAAGCUGCCUUGAGUGCCCAAAAUACACAUGCCGUAGCCAAAUGGCUGACCUCAAUGGUCAAUAUAUUUGGACUCAACUCUACCGCAGGGCCAGAUAGCGAGAAGAUCGGCUGGUAUGGAGACGAAAUCGCUGAGGAGGCAAAGCCCUACGUUUUCCCUCUCUCUACCAUUCGUGAUGCUCUUCGCCAGACGGCAAUCGCAAAAACCGGCCUCACGCCUGAUUCCAUCAAAUCUGUAGUGGAGGAAGGACGAAAAUCCGUCAGCCCUGAGCUACUAGAUCCUCAGCUCACCAAUUCCUUCAAGGAUGUAUUCAACAAUUUCUGCUCUAGUGCCACCGCUUUCACUGAAUCCAACAACCUCUCGAAAGAGAUCCUAGACCUCUGCGAUACCCUUCGUAACACAAGCCUAUUUGACCUCGGCGUCUACCUCGAGGACCGGGCUGAUCUACCUGCGCGUGUACGCCCCGUCACACGAGACUUACUCCAGGCCAAACAAGAAGCAGAAACCAGGGCCAAGCAAAAGCUGCUGGAAAAAGAGGCUCGUGAGAAAGAGGCCGCUGAGAAGGCUGCGAAGGGGAAGAUAAGUCCUUUAGAGAUGUUCAAGACGGAAGCAUACAGUGCUUGGGAUGAGGAUGGACUACCCCUAAAAGAUGCAAAAGGUGAAGAGAUUACCAAGAGCCAGAAGAAGAAACUCAAGAAGGAAUGGGAUAGGCAGAAGAAGGCGCAUGAGACUUGGCUUGCUUCUCAAAAGACUCCAUGA
Nannizzia gypsea CBS 118893 is the source of this 2415-nucleotide messenger RNA. RefSeq names its product cysteinyl-tRNA synthetase. Bases 1 to 2415 code for a protein of 804 amino acids. Gene Ontology annotation, molecular function: ATP binding; cysteine-tRNA ligase activity. Gene Ontology annotation, biological process: cysteinyl-tRNA aminoacylation. The transcript has 2 exons. NCBI's taxonomy places the organism in Eukaryota, Fungi, Ascomycota, Eurotiomycetes, Onygenales, Arthrodermataceae. The record is from RefSeq and is a predicted model, not a curated record. Gene Ontology annotation, cellular component: cytoplasm.